AUGGGUUGCCAACUAGGCAAGCUAGACCAGCCUAUUUUGUAUUUUCGGUGUCAGAUUAAUAAACGUAUAGUAGGGGUCAUGCCUUCCGAGAUGUGCGGCGAUCGGUGUCUUUCUGGAAUACCCAUCUCUAGUUCCGCUUCCAGGCUUUUCUUUAACGAACGCCGCCCGGCCGCCGUCAUCGAACCCAUAGGCGUCGGACCGGGGCAGAGUAUGGGGCAAAAAAGUGAUGUGAAGAACUACCGAGGGAUCACCUUGCUCAAUACGGCGUACAAGAUAUACGCAAUGAUACUAGAUGAGAGGUUACGAAAUGAGAUGGAAGCAAGGGGUAUGUUACCAGACGGUCAGGCAAUUUUAGGAAAGGAAGACGUACUAUGGACAAUGUAUUUCAAAGCAGCGUUUGAUAGCGUGAAUAGAGAGAAAAUGUGGGAGUAUUUGAGGAGAAAGGGAGUAGAUGCGUACCUGGAAACGAAAAUGGAAGAAAUAUAUGUAGAAACAGUAAGUAAAGUGAGAGUGAAUGGAAUAGAGAGCGAAAGUUUUUAUACAACUUAUCUAGGAGAUAUAGAGGAAGUGUUCAGAAAAGCACAGACAGGAGGGGUGGUAGUGGGCAAAGAGAAAGUGUGGUCGCUGGUGUACGCAGAUAAUUUGGUGAUUGUAGCAAAAAAAGAGAAGAAGUGA
Messenger RNA from Zophobas morio, 675 nucleotides. RefSeq lists its product as uncharacterized. The coding region runs from base 1 to 675 and encodes 224 amino acids. The record is from RefSeq and is a predicted model, not a curated record. Lineage: Eukaryota; Metazoa; Arthropoda; Insecta; Coleoptera; Tenebrionidae. The transcript has 6 exons.